CAUUUAUUGUCUACGUAACAUUUAGCAUUGUUGUCACUUCAUAAUUAACACACCGUUGGUUUAACGCAAUUAUACGACAAUGGUGUUCUGAAGUGCCCCUGGGUACUGACAUGAUCCCAGGAAAUCUAUUUCCCCAGAAGAUGGUUUUAUAGGACCUUCAAUCUAAAGGAGCACCAGCAGAAGUGUGACUGUUACUUUUUUUUCUGAAUGGAAAUGGAUACUGGCCAACCAGAGAUAGCACAGAUGGAAGCCAAUACUUAUCAAGAUGACCAAGGUAUAAAAUCCAAAGAGGCUGAAACCCGUUUUCUGGAAUGUGAAACACAGUUGAAACAAGGGCUGGAGAAUCCUCAAAAUACAAAGGAAAUUCACAAUGGCCCUGUCACUUCAGAUGUGAUUCCAAAUGGAAAUGGAGUAGUAGCUGGCCUCAAUGCUGCAGGGGACGCCCUCAGAAAUGGGCCCCUGCCUCCAACAGCUCCUCCCCAGAGCACCAGCUCCCCUGUCAACUCGCAGACCCAAGAGCCUUCCCAAGGUGUGGCUGCUUAUCCACCCAUGAUGCUAGAGGAUUCUGAGGGGGCUAGUGCUGAGGUCACGAUUCACAGGGGUGAUGCUUUGCAGUCGCUCAGGCUCAGUAUGCCUAUGCAGGAAACUGAACUGUCCAACAAGAAGCCAUCACUGGAGAUGGAGAAUGAGGAAAAGAUUCGCUUGGAGGCUCGCCGCCGUCUGGAGGAGCAACUCAAGCAAUACAGAGUGCAGCGACAUAAGGAAAGGUCUCACCGCUCCAAUGCUAAAAACAGACCAUUCAGCACUCUAGAUCCAGAACUUAUGUUGCAUCCCGAGGCACUACCCCGGGCUAAUGCCGUUGCUAUGACCAAGGAGUAUUCUUUCCUGAGGACCAGUGUUCCGCGUGGCCCCAAGCUUGGUAGCUUGGGAAUUCCCCCUGCCAAGGAGAGAAAGUCAAGGUCACCUCGCCCAAGUAAGAUCCACUCCUUGGCUGAUUUAAAAUCUCCUGAGAAUGAAGGUGGGAGUGGGGGAGGAGGAGGUGGCAUGAAGAUGGCAGAUAACGCUGGUGGCUCCCUCCAGUCCACCAUCAGCACUGUGUCCACACUAUCCGAGGUCAGUGUGGUGUCAGAGUGCAGCACUUGUGAGACAGAGACACAGCUCAGUGUUUCACUCCAAGUCAGUGACAAUGUGUCAGAAAUUGAUGGCAGUGAAUCAGGAGCAAGGCCAGGGAAUGAUGGCAAUGAUAGUGACAGCUCCUCGUAUAGCAGCGUGUCCACCAGGGGAACCUAUGGCAUGCUCUCUACUGCAGUGGAAAGGCAACGGGGACCUUACACUGUGGAGGGGAAGGAAAUUGCCCCUGAGGCCAUGGGUCAGUUCCCCUCCCUACAGGAGGUGCUGCAGGCAGCCAGUGAGGAGCAGCACCUGCUGGAAAUGGAGCAGGAGACAGAAGGAACAGCAGAGCCUCGCAGCCGCAGGGACAGUUUCUCCAGCAGUGUUUCUCUGGAGAGUUCUGUGAUGGGACACGACGACAUGCUCCAGGUGCUGAAAGAGAAAAUGAGACUAGAGGGUCAGUUGGAAUCUUUGUCUUCUGAGGCCAGUCAGGCUCUCAAGGAGAAGACAGAGCUUCAGGCCCAGCUUGCUACAGUGAAUGCUCAGCUGCAGGCUCAAAAGGAGGACGCUCAAACCAGCCAGGAGAAGCAGAGUGCCCUCACUACGGAGGUUGGCACACUACGACAGAACUGCAGUCAGUUAGAGAAGGCCAUGGUGGAGCUCCAGGGCAGUCUGGAGAGCAAAAAUGCCAGCCUGACUUCUCUCAGCAAUGAUCUGAAGGUUUCUGAAGACCAAUACAACAGACUGAUGGUGAAGGUUGAGGAGUUGCAAAACAAUGUAACUUCAAGGGACAAUACUGUUCAAGAUUUACGCAAUCAGAUGGGUGGCCUGCAGAGUCAGCUUCAGCAGGUGCAGCUGGAGCGCAGCACCUUACAGAGCCGGCUUAAGACUUCCCAGGCAGAGAUUGACUCACUCCAGCAGGUCAGGCAGUGGUACCAGCAGCAGCUAGCACUGGCCCAGGAGGCAAGAGUACGACUGCAAAGUGAAAUGGCCAACAUGCAGGCCGGAAAGAUGACUCAGAUUGGUGUUGUGGAACAUCUGAAGCUGGAAAAUGUGACACUUUCUCAUCAACUUACAGAGACCCAACACCGCUCCAUCAAAGAAAAAGAGCGCAUUGCUGUGCAGCUGCAGAGCAUUGAGGCUGACAUGUUAACACAAGAGGCUGCUUAUAAGCAGAUCCAGGAUGCAAAAACUAUGGUGGAAGAUGAUCUACAGCACAAACUAGAGGAGUUUGAAGAGGAGAGAGAUCGACUAAUUAAACUAGCCAACACAGCCAGCACCCUGGAGAGGGAACUCGAGCAGGUGAAGUUUACCCUUUCCCAAAAGGAUGUGCAGCUGCAGUCACUUCAGAAAGAACAUCUGGAGCUGAUGCGGCAGCUGACGACCACUCAGGAGAAUCUUCAUACCAAAGAACAGUCCAUCAACCAGUUGGAGGCUCGGUACCUGGAACUUGAAGCCCAGCUGGCCGAACUGCAGACGGAGAACAGCACCAAGGAUGAUAACAUCCAGUACCUCCAGAAUGAGAAAAUUGUCCUGGAGGUUGCACUUCAGGCAGCCCGAGCUGAUAAGAGCCAACUUGACGAGGGUGCUGAGCGACUGGGAGAGGAUGUUUUAGUGGCCUCAGAGUUAUUGGAUCAGCUCAGACAGGAAGUCCAAAUCAAAGCCAGUCAGAUUGAAACCCUGCAACAAGAAAACAAUUCCCUGAAGAAACAAGCUCAGAAAUUAAAGGAACAGUUCCAGCAACAAAAAGUGAUGGUGGAAGCAUAUCGCCGGGAUGCCAUCUCCAAGGACCAGUUAAUCAGUGAGCUCAAGUCCACCAAAAAGCGUCUGUUGGUGGAGGUGAAAGACCUGAAGCAGGAGCUGCAAGGGGCUCAGGGUGAGAAGCAGAAGGCAGAGCUUGAGCAGGCUCGGUUGCAGAAGGAAGUGGCAAGAGUCCAGGAGCAAAUGAAUAACAUGGAAGCCCAUUUGCAAGCCAUUCAGACAGAAAGGGACCAGCUAGAAACCCAGAUUCAGUCUCUGCAGUUCGAUCAGAACCAGCUGGCGGCCGUGACUCAAGAGAAUGAGGGCCUGAGGAAGCAGGUGGAGCAAAUGGAAGGAGAAGCCAAGAAGGCGAUCUCAGAGCAGAAGGUGCGCAUGAAGAGGCUGGGAACAGACUUGACCAGUGCUCAGAAGGAGAUGAAAGCUAAACACAAGGCCUACGAAAAUGCUGUGGGCAUUUUGAGCAGAAGGCUCCAAGAGGCUCUGACUGACAAGGAGACAGCAGAAGCAGAGUUAGUCAAACUCAAGGCCCAGGUGUCAGAUGGAGGAAACAGCCAAGUCUUACAGGAGAAGAUUGAGGCUUUACAGGCUGAGCUGCAAGCCGUUACAAACAGCAAGACAAUGUUAGAAAAGGAGCUGCAAGAAGUGAUCACUCUCACUUCCACAGAGCUGGAGGAAUAUCAGGAGAAGGUUCUGGAGCUCGAGGAUGAGCUUCAAGAGUCUCGCUGCUUCAAGAAACGGAUCAGGAAGUUAGAAGAUGCCAACAAAAAGUUGGCACUUGAGUUGGAACACGAAAAAGGGAAACUGACUGGAUUAGCACAGUCCCAUAAUGCAUUGCGAGAACAUGCUAAUAUUUUGGAAUCUGCCUUGGCAAAAAGGGAGGCAGAUCUUGUUCAGCUCAACUUGCAGGUUCAAGCUGUUCUGAAGCGUAAAGAGGAGGAGGACCAACAAAUGAAACAGAUGGUGCAAACUUUACAGCUCGCUUUGGAGAAAGAAAAAAACAAAGUCAAGGACUUGAAAGAGCAGGUGGCAGCAGCAAAGGCAGAGGCAGCCCACAAUAGAAGGCACUACAGGGCAGCCAUGCUGGAGCUGUCAGAGAUCAAGAAGGACUUGCAGGCCAAAGAGGACCUUGUCAAAGCGCUGCAGAGUGAAGCUCAGAAACUACAAGCUCAGGAUGACCAGCACACUCAGGAUGUUUCCAGGUUUCAAGAGGAGCUUGCUGAAGCUAAUGCUCAGCUUCAGAUCCUCCAGAAGCAACUCGAUGAGGAGCUAGCUAAGCAGCCCCUCACCAACCAAGAGGUUGAAGACCUGAAAUGGGAGGUGGAGCAGAGGCAGAGGGAGAUUGAAGCUCAGAAGCAGCAGCUGGAGAUGAUGGAACAAUGCCACCACAGGGAGCUUGAUAAUUUACAGACAGCUCUGCAGAACAUCAAGGUGGAGCUGGAGUCUGUGCAGGAGGAGCUGACCAGCACCAGGAAGGACAAAUUUAUGCUACAAGCCAAAGUGGGUGAACUGAGAAACAGCAUGAAGACAGUCCUGCUGCAAAACCAGCAACUCAAACAAGAUCUCAAACAGAGUCGCCUUAAAAAGCAGCGCAUGGAGUUAAAGAGCGAUGGGAACCCAUCCAAUCCAAUGACGCCUGUUAAGAUCCCAGACUGUCCAGUGCCUGCCUCUCUGCUGGAUGAGUUAUUGAAACCGUCAACGUCUGUCAAUAAGGAACCUCUCAACAACCUGCACAACUGUCUGCGGCAGCUUAAGGAGGAGAUGGACAGCCUCCAGAAACAGAUGGAAGAACACACAGUAACAGUACAUGAGUCAAUGAGCUCAUGGGCAAACGCAGAGGAGGGACUGGCUCAACUGGGGCUUCAAAACAACAACUCCAGAUCGUCAACAGUGGUAAACAACAUGGUGGAAAACAAUAAUGAAGCAGACCAGCAGCAAUCAUAACAAUACAAAGGUUUUCUCAGGCUAAUAGAGGAAAACGUGGAGUUUUAUCCACAAAGGCACUUUUAAGCUCCUUAUUCCCUUUCUCUUAACAAUUGCUGCCAACAUUUGGCGUUUUUUUUUCCAUCAGCACGAAGGUGCUUUUGCAAAGUAAUACUUUAUAUAUCAUAGCUUUAUUAUUUCCUCUUUAUUUAGUAGUUGUUUAUAUUUUGGUGUUUUUUUGUCACAUUUAUUUAUAAAGAGCUCAGAAAUUGUUUUAUUUGGCAGCCUCCCCAGAGGACCAUCCUUUUCAGUUUUGCUUUCAUAGAUUCAAAUAUGGUGUAGAUAUGAAGGUUAAUCUGUUGAGCCAGUUUUACCCUAAUAAGGAUUUCUCCUUAUUAAACUGUCAUAAAUCCUCUUUCACAUAAUAAAUUAGUCACAUAAAUGUUGCUUACUGGCGAACAUUAUUUUGAAAAGUGUUUUCAAUAACAAAAACUACAAGCUGUUCUUCCAUUUAUCGUGCCUGUUUGUGAUGCCACUCAUCUGUGAUUUUACCAACAUGGUUAGACAUCCACAUGGUUUUUGAGGAGUUUGUAAUUAAACUGUAUCACUUUGUGUUAAAAUGCAGUGUUUCUUAUGUUAUCUGUAACCAUAUCACCUUGGGUUCUAAAUUGUAAUAACAUUAGUCUCAGUUAUGUUUGUUUAGCAUGAACUGCAGUAAUUUGUACACAAAAGCCUUAAGCAAUCUUUGAUAUGCUAUUAAGGACUAAGUCGGUUUGGAUGAGUGUUUUUUUUCUGCUAAGGGUAUGUGCAAGAUGUAAUAUGUUAUAUUGUAUAUGUGGGUGAAUCCUCUCUGAAAACAUUUAUUGUGAAAUGAAUCACAUCAGCUGACAUUGCACACUAGAUUAUCAAAAUCAACUGACAGAGAAAGCUGUAAUCUGAAACAAACAAACUAGUUCUAAUAACAGCAGGUGUGUUCACUUGUUAAUUUCCUGUUUGUUACAUUAGGUAUUUACUGUAUUUAACUCUCCCUCCCCAAAAAAAAAAACAAAACAAAACACAACAUCUUAUGUUGAACUCUGGUUCUGAGGUUAUGGGAUAAAUUGUUGUAUUCAGAGUUUAAUAUAUACAUGUCCAUUUUUGUAUGAUUGUAAAUUAAUCAAUUGUUUGUCGUGCAAAAAAGAUGGAAAUACAAGAUAUAAAAUUCCAACCAGAUCUGAUAAUUCUGCUACAGCUGCAACACGAUUUUAUUGCAAAGUGGACAUUGGAUGGUGCAGCAGCUUUCUGCAUGCAACUGUGCUGCAACUGCUCUGUUGCCACAUGAGAAAAGCCUGCCUUUCUUUUCUGCUAAAAGGGACAUUAAACGUUAUGGACAGUGUGUAUUCGGGACAAAUAAUUGCAAAUCAAUCAAUAUACUGUAUUUAACAAAAUUCUUUUCCAAUGUAUCUACUUGCAUCCCGUUGGAUUUUUUUUUAUAACUUCAUUCCCGGUUGAACAUUUGUGUUGGGAGAUGUGAUUGUAUUUAUCAUAAAGUUGCACUAUCCAUCUGCUUCUA
Melanotaenia boesemani (Boeseman's rainbowfish) is the source of this 6343-nucleotide messenger RNA. RefSeq names its product golgin A3 (gene golga3). NCBI's taxonomy places the organism in Eukaryota, Metazoa, Chordata, Actinopteri, Atheriniformes, Melanotaeniidae. Bases 208 to 4812 code for a protein of 1534 amino acids. The transcript is spliced from 24 exons. The record is from RefSeq and is a predicted model, not a curated record.